GCUCGCACUGAAUUGCUUGUGCCAAUUACGCACAAGCACGCAAACCGCCGCGCUCCGCUCCAGAAGCGCUCCGCGCCAACCGGGAAUUACAAGAAAACAUGAUCAAGAAAAUGUGUCCAAACGAGUCCGAUUUUGACAUCCCUGCCAAGAACUGCUACCGGAUGGUGAUUUUGGGCUCCACGAAGGUCGGGAAGACGGCCAUCGUGUCCCGGUUCCUGAACGGCAGGUUCGAGGAGCAGUACACGCCGACCAUCGAGGACUUUCACAGGAAACUGUACAGCAUCAAGGGAGACGUUUACCAGCUGGACAUCCUGGACACGUCGGGGAACCAUCCCUUCCCCGCCAUGAGAAGGCUCUCCAUACUCACAGGAGACGUUUUCAUCCUCGUCUUCAGCUUGGACAACCGCGACUCCUUCCAGGAGGUGCAGCGGCUCAAGCGGCAGAUCUACGAGACCAAAUCGUGCCUGAAAAACAAAAUGAAGGAGCACAUCGACGUGCCCGUGGUGAUCUGCGGGAACAAGGGCGACCGGGAGUUCCAGCGGGAGGUGCAGCAGGAGGAGAUCCAGCAGCUGGUGGCCGGGGACGACCAGUGCGCGUACUUCGAGAUCUCCGCCAAGCGCAACGAGAACGUCGACAAGAUGUUCCAGACUCUGUUCACUCUGGCCAAACUACCUCACGAAAUGAGCCCCGACCUGCACAGGAAAGUGUCCGUGCAGUACUGCGACAUGCUGCACCGAAAGUCGCUGAAAAACAGGAAGAUGAAGGACAUUGGAGAGGCGUACGGAGUGGUGACCCCGUGCGCGCGGAGACCCAGCGUGCACAGCGACCUCAUGUACAUUAAAGAGAAAGCCAUAGGAGGCGGACACGGGAAGGACAAGGAGAGGUGCGUCAUCAGCUAAGCGGAAAGUGAGGAGAAGGGUAGAGAAAGUGAAACAUUUAAACUGAAGCCGAAGCCACAGGCGGCGGCUCAUGGAGACGCGGCCGGCUGCCUGCGCUCACACUGGCGAGGAAAGUUUGGAGACGCCGGAACCCGCAGCAGCACCAGGGACGCUGACUGGACGCUUUAAACCCACUGCCAAUGAGACAUUAAGAAUGUUCGCUUGUUCUGUCAACCAGAGCCCGGUGUGUUAAGCCUGAAUCAUGGUUCCGCGUGCGCGUCGCCGCGUACCCUACGCCGUAGGCUCUGCGUUGGUGUAACGCGGUACCAUAAAUCAGCCUUUAGUGGCUUCAUACGUGUGAGACUCGCGCAGCGAUGCGUAAAAGUGUGCUUUGUUGACGUCAUGCCUUUUUACAGAGUCCAAGAGACUCGUGGCUCCCGGAGGUGCAAUGUUAAGUGAAGACUGCUGUUUACAAUUUAUCUUAUGUAUCAUAAGUACACUUGAAUGUGUUGUCGGUUUGGAAGAUUUUUAUUGUGAAUGUAUUAUUUAUUUUCAAUGUCCAAUGUUUUUGCUAUGAGGUUAAGA
Cololabis saira (Pacific saury) is the source of this 1463-nucleotide messenger RNA. RefSeq names its product dexamethasone-induced Ras-related protein 1-like. The transcript is spliced from 2 exons. The record is from RefSeq and is a predicted model, not a curated record. Gene Ontology annotation, molecular function: GTPase activity; GTP binding. The coding region runs from base 99 to 899 and encodes 266 amino acids. NCBI's taxonomy places the organism in Eukaryota, Metazoa, Chordata, Actinopteri, Beloniformes, Belonidae.